This is a messenger RNA of Triticum dicoccoides, 1547 nucleotides long. RefSeq lists its product as uncharacterized. Lineage: Eukaryota; Viridiplantae; Streptophyta; Magnoliopsida; Poales; Poaceae. The coding region runs from base 68 to 1300 and encodes 410 amino acids. The record is from RefSeq and is a predicted model, not a curated record. The transcript has 11 exons.
UCUCCAGGAAAUUAUUAGUAAUGUUCCAGUAGGUGUUAAUAAGCAUCAAUGGGAGACUCUAGUUGGAAUGUGGUGUCAGGAUUCACACAUGAAGUUAUGCGAGAAAAACACAGAGUGUGCAAAGCAACAAAAGAAUCCACACACAACCGGGAGAAAAAGCCAUGCCAGGCUACAAAAAGAGAUGGAAAUCAAAAGGAAAGCACCGAUCCACAAGAUUGACCUUUGGGAUGAAGCUCAUAAGAAAAAAGAUGGCAAUUACACAAGCGACAAUGUGAAGACAAUAAUGGAUGCAGCUAAUGAGGAGUUAAAAAAAAGGAAAAUGGAUCACAAUGGUAGCCUUUCCACUGACGAUUACAGUGAGGCCUUUAAAGGUGCACUUGCUGAAAAGGCAAAACUUCGAGGUUACUAUGAUGAAAAGUAUUGGAGCGGAGUAAAUGUUUCUCAAGGAAUAACUUUUGUUGGGAAGUCUGAUCAAGACAAUCUUCAGUUUGAAGUACGCAUGGUCAAAGAUAAUGUAGAAGAUGUCAAAGAUGAUGUAAAGGAUGUCAAAGGUGAUGUAAAGGACGUCAAAGGUGAUGUAGGGGAUGUUAGAGGUCAGCUGGCUAUGAUUGCUGCAUUCCUUGCCAAAAAGUUUCCUGGAGAGAGUUUGAGAAAUGAAGUGGAUUCUCCAACAGAAAAUUAUCAAGACACUCUACCUAAAAGAGAUAACCAUCUCCAGUGUGAAUCUUAUAAUGUCCUCAAACAAUCAAAUAAUGAUGUGCAGGAGCCACGAACUACAAUGCAGGAGCCGCAACAAACCAAAUCAAAAGAGGGUUGUGGCAGUGCACCUUUACCACAUGAACAUGUGAUCACUAAGAAUGCCCAUGCUGAAAAUAAUCUUGCCGUGCAGCAAGGUGGUCCUGAACCAAGUUUACGACUUCACCAAGUUACUAAGCAGAAUGCUCAUGCUCAAAAUAGCAAUGCAACCAAGCCAUGUGGUCAUCACCAAGUCACUAAGCAGGAUAAAGUUGAAGUCGUGUUGUAUUCAAUGAACUCGAGAAACAAAGACAAACUCGUGGCCAAAGGAACUUUAGCCAGUAAAGAGAAAACAUAUGUGGUUGGAGGAAGCAUGCUUGGUGUGGAAUACGUUGCAGUUCUUGUUCGCGGUUGUACAUAUCUAGGAGAUGAGAAACUAGUUAGACCAUAUGAAAAAUUCCAAACAGUAAGGGAUGCUAUGGGUUCUGUUAUUGCUUGGCCUCGCUCACAUGUAAAAAUAGUUAGGCCAACUCCUCCAGCACAACCAGAAAGCAUUGGGCGGUGAGGAUUUGAAAAGUGAGUGCAUUAAAGGAGCUAGGAGUGGCUGGGUAGUUGAGGAUUUGAAAAGGGAGUGCACUGGAGGAGUCAAGAGCAGUUUGAUUAAUCUAUCUUUGAAUGAACAAAUAUUCUGGAUUAUGUAUAGAUUUUAGCUUCAUAGAGAAAAAUAGUUCCAGUCUAUAGGAUCUUUUCUUAUUUAUUUUCAUCAUUGCAUGUUUCAUAUGAAUGUUUGAUAUUAUUCAGCUGUGAACUCC